AUGACCGAACCACAAGCAAGUACAAUGAGUACAUUAGAAAAUAAGAAAGUGAAAUUCGUUAUCAUCAAAUCAAAUGGGCCGAAAACAAGUCCUGAAGAAAAUAAUAAUGAUAAGAAGUCAGAUCAAAGCAAAGAAACAACCUCAGAAAAACAACCUGGACCAGUUACAAUUUAUCUUCAAGGUGUUUCUGUACCAGAAAACUAG
Messenger RNA from Schistosoma mattheei, 204 nucleotides. NCBI's taxonomy places the organism in Eukaryota, Metazoa, Platyhelminthes, Trematoda, Strigeidida, Schistosomatidae. The record is from the annotation of a GenBank genome assembly.